Messenger RNA from Fusarium graminearum PH-1, 1440 nucleotides. RefSeq lists its product as uncharacterized. The record is from RefSeq and is a predicted model, not a curated record. The coding region runs from base 823 to 1185 and encodes 120 amino acids. The transcript has 3 exons. NCBI's taxonomy places the organism in Eukaryota, Fungi, Ascomycota, Sordariomycetes, Hypocreales, Nectriaceae.
AACCUUGCUCACCCCUAUAUUCGUAAACACGUUCUUCAACGUUUGAUGUAUAUAUUUGUGACUCUUUGAAGAAAGCCCGGACCGAUAGAGGCAUGUCCUGAAGCAUGAGAAGGGUCAUGGUUUGGAAACAGCCAAACUCAUGCAAACAACAGUGCAAUCUACUAUGUAAUGCAGUUGAUCACCAAGAACCAGCUAAAGUGGCCCACAUUCAAAAUGCUCCAUACCUAUCCUAAACAUCUCUGGGAUCUGAACAGUCAGAGUCUUGGCUUGCAUCCCGUCCCCGCCAUACAAGCUCAAAGCCGAUCUUCAACUUCAUCAUGUUCGAACUAUCGUCAACGGAACAACAACACCUCCACAUCCGUUCAGGCACAACAAGCGAGCUACGUUCAUCUUCUCCUACCGCAAUAACAAAUGAUCGACCAAUCCCCUGUCUUCUGACGCAGGUCAGCGUCUCGGUUGCGGGGUAGCAGCUCUCCAAAGGUGGCAUGGCAUGCUCUCGAAACAAGCCAACCAGACCAAGCCUGGGCCCGUCCAAACAUGCAAUGCGAUGCCCGCGCAUGAUAAACAUGGUCCUGCGCUGCCGCAUCAACGGCCCAUUUCAGAGACCUGACCUUAGCUCGGCUUGACUUGUUUGAAGAUAGUUAUAAACCUAAACACCGCCGCAUUCGUUCUGAUCCUUACUCUUCUUCACCUUCUUCCUUUACAACCUCGGACCUUGUCGCAACAAAUCACUUAUAUCACAGUCAAUCAAUCCGUAUUUUCGCUUUACAUUUGGACUCUUACUCAACCGCCAUACGCAUAAAUCUCUCAAACGUUGUCACAAUGGCCGACACUACCGAGCAGCAACCCAAGCUCGUUGAUGACUCUCCCAUCUCCCCUGUCGAACGUCGAAACUCGCUGGAGGCCCAUCUCAAGCACCGCCCCGAGCGCUCUGAGCUCGUCGAGAAAAACAUCCUUCCGGCCUCGAACGCAGCGCCAGGCCUCCAAGCGCACCAGAAGGAGCUUGAGAAGCACAUGCUCGAGGACAAGCUCAACGACAAAAUCUCGCACCGCCCAGACCCCGAAUCUCUCAUCAAGGAGGGCGUUCUCCGCGACGACCCGCGCGACGUGACUCAGGACGAGGCUGCGAAGAAGUACGACGAGGCCAUCGAGGACGAGUAUGCCAAGCGUGAAGGUGGCGCCUGAUCAUGAUGUCAUGCGACAGGGCAGGGUACAUACUUAGCCCAGGGUCAUGAGGGCCUCGGUACGGAAACUGUACUCAUGAUGCUAAAUGUGGAGUUUUCUUUUUUUCGAAAUGUGUGAAAUGAAUUGAAUGUUGAUGGCUUUGGUAAGAAGUACGUGUUGUUAACGGACAACAAACAAAUAGGCACUACCGGGCCUCGUAUCAGGUCUUUGUAUUUAUGGAUUGCUAAAUAUUGAGUUCUGCUAUCUAUUACUGAG